GCCCACCACAAUGACUACUCAUAUGGCCACCUUCGCCGUGCCAUGGCCGUUGCCCUGCCAAAGCCCUGUGGCCUUGCCACAGGAGAGACCGGCGGAGACCCGCACGCCGGGCGCGACAUGGGGACGCGAAGCCCCGCAUGGCCGCUUCUGCUCACCUUUGGCAUGGUCUCUUGUCUUGGGAGUAUUCCUCCGUGCUCGGUCUCGGACCACACGCCUGGGCAAAACACGGUCUCGGUCCUCAGACUCCGAGGCUCCAGUGCCUCCACGGCUUACGCGCGGGUUGAAGGUACCCACCUGGGCUUCCCUGCUGAGCUUCGCCUGGGUUUCGCCCUUGAUGCGCCGGGGGAACCGGACGCCGCCCUUGGAGAUUGUGGAUUUGAGACCUGCACCGGCAGACAUGCGCGCAGCCGAGUUGGCCAUGGAGCUCAGUUCGAAACUCAUUGAGUACGGAGCGAAAGAGAAGGCGUGUAUCGAUCGGAAACUCCUCGGCAAGUCCCUCCUUUGGCUGCAUCGCUGGCGGCUUUGGAGAACGGGCAUUUUGCGCUUCCUCAACACGGCGGUUCAAUUCCUCCCUGCCUUGAUCUUGGGGCCCUUGCUCACUGCUAUUAAGCUGGGGGACUACAGUGGUGGGCGGAUUGCAGCCUUCCAACUCUUUGGGGUGCUCUGUUUGAAGACCUUUGUAGAGAACCAAUUCUUCUACCAAACAACCAUGAUGGCCACUCGCGUCCGCUCCAUGCUGCAAGCCGCGAUCUAUGAGAAGAGCUUGCGCUUGCGUGAAUCCGCGGCCAACGUGCCCCCAGUGACCUUGAUGCAGGUGGAUAGUGGGAAAGUCGAGGAGCUCACCUAUUCUCUCCACACCUUGUGGGAUGGAAUCUUCCAAGUGGUUGGAUACUCCGUGCUGCUUUGGUGGUACCUGGGGAUUGCGGGCUUUGCGGGGAUCGUCGUCUUGUUGAUCGGCCUGCCCUUCAAUGCCAGCCUGCAACGUGACCUCAGCAGCCUGAACAAGAAGUGCCUUCAAGCAAGUGAUGCCAGGGUCUCCAAGACCUCCGAGAUCUUGGGAGGAAUCCGCGCCUUGCGGCAGAUGGGCUGGGAGGACAUCUUCGAGCGCCGCGUGCGCGCCCUGCGGGAUGAAGAGCUGGGUGCUCAGCGGCGCCGGGACACGGUGGCGGCCUAUUUGCUCUCGUACUUCAGUGCUUUGCCACCCUUCAUGAUCGCCAUCGUCUUGUUAGUCUACAUUGCUGGAAUGCCGGGCGGCUUCAGUGCGGCGAUGAUUUUCACGGCCCUGUCCUUGUUGAACCAGAUCCGUUUCCCGUUGCUCUUUUACCCCAACGCGCUCAAUGCACUGGCCGAGGGUCGCGCUGCGCUCGCGCGGAUCGCGCAGUUCCUGGCGCUGGAGGAGGCAGCGCCCAUGAGGCCACCCAUGUCCGAGGACAAGGAGCUGCCAUUGCUUUUGAAGCCAGGCCGCUACCCCAUCGGUGCCACUCCGUCCGCGCCCUCGCUGGUGCUCUCGGAGCACUUGAGCGUGGCAGAGGGAGAGCUGGUCGCGGUGAUCGGACCGGUGGGCUCGGGGAAGUCCAGUUUGCUUCGAGCCUUUCUGGGCGAGCUGCCAGGUGACUUGAUGGCGCCACCCAAACAUGUGGCCUAUUGCUCACAGCAGCCUUGGGUACCUGAAGGCCGAAGCCUCUUGGAAGUUGUGGCAGGAGUCUGGGUGGAUGGCGAUGUGACCUUUCCAACCAAAGUGGAUGAGGCAGCCUUCUCCAAGGCACUGGCCGUUGCAGCGGUGGAUUUCGCGGAUGCCGAAGAUGAGGUAAGUGGAACUUCAUUAAGUGGCGGGCAACAAGCCCGCCUUGCAUUGGCCAGGGCAAUGUACAAAGCCCUGGUGCAGGAAGACGUUUGUGCAUGCGUGCUGGAUGAUGUAACAGCUGCCCUGGACCCUCAAGUCACCCUGGAAGUCAUCAACAAUUGCUUGGAUGGUCCCCUGAAGAACUACGCCACGCUGAUCGUGUCCAGCGACCCGGGCGCUUGGCUGCAGCGCUGCCACCGCGUCAUCGAAAUGAAAGCCGUGGACAACGAGCUGCGUGUGGACUUCGUGGGGAGCUACGAGCAGCUGGCGCAGACGGGGCGCGCUCAGGAUCUGGCACCGCAGGUGGAGAAGGAAGACAUGGAUGAGGAGACCUCACAGGAACAACCUAAGAAGCGAAAAGGACUGCAGGUCACCACGGACGAGGAAAGAGCCUUGGGAGCUGUGCCCCUACAGCUCUACAAACAUUAUUUUCGAAGCGCCCGAAGCCCAAUUCUUCUGGGUUCCGCUGUGAUCGCCGUGCUGGCGAGCUACGCUGCGACCAUUGUCCAACAGUGGUUCAUAGGUCUUUGGACUGCAGACACCACCAUGCAACGUGGCCUUGCCUACUACAUGUCGGGGGUGAUCUUCUGGGGUCUCGUGGCCUCUGCUUUGACCUUUGGCCGUGCCCUGCUAAUCGCCGCCUUCUCGCGCCGGGCCUCGCGCGCGGCGCACGAUGAGCUCUGCGACAAGGUCUUGGUGAAGGCUUCCACCAGCCACUUCGACAGGAAUCCUGCGAGCCGUUUGCUGCAGAAUUUCUCCAAAGACUUGGAGCAGAUCGACACCAGUCUGCCUGGCAGCCUGCGUUCGGCCUCCUCCAGCAUCUGCACUUUGGCCGGAGCGAUGUUCACCAUCAUCCUAGCCACGCCUGCCUUUGCAGUGCUGCUUCCUCCCUUGCUAUGGAUCUACAUGAGGUCCCUCCAAUACUACCGCCCCGUGGCCCGCGAGCUCAAGCGCCUAGAGCCCCUGGCGCGCUCGCCGGUCUACGCGGAGCAGUCGGCGGCCGCCAGCGGGGUCACCACCAUCCGCCAGCUGGGCCUGGGGAACGUCAUGGCGGCCAGGGCGCUUCACGCCAUCGAUGGCAACACUGCAGUGUCGUUCGCGGCGAAAGCCGUGGAUCGAUGGUUCUCGCUGCGGAUGGAGCUCCUGGGGAACCUCAUCGUCUUAGCCUCUGCGCUCGUCUGCCUGGCCGCGAGCGGCAGCGGUGCCUGGUCCGAGGCGCGCUCGGCCAUUGCGGUGACACAGGCGCUCUCGGUGUGCGGGCUGCUGAAUUGGACGGUGCGUACGAUCGCGCAGACAGAGACCAGCUUCACCUCUUGGCAGCGGGUGGCGGAUUCUUUGGAAAGUACCGAGCUGGAAGGCCAGCGGAGCUUGCCGGAGGACGCCCAUUUGCCAGCCAAGUGGCCCGUGAGCGGAACGAUCUCCUUUGAGGGAGUCUCCUUCCGCUAUCGAGAGAACCUUCCCUUGGUCCUGCGGAAGCUGCACUUAGAGCUCACUCCUGGGCAGCGCGUGGGCGUGGUGGGCCGCACCGGCAGUGGGAAAUCAACACUGCUGAGGAUCCUACUUCGAACGGUGGAGCCCACCGAGGGCACCGUCACCAUCGACGGGGUGAACAUCCAGCAAGUGGGCCUUGCACGGCUCAGAUCCUCUGUCACGGCCAUUCCGCAGGACAACUUCCUGGUGAGUGGCUCCAUUCGUGAGAACGUGGAUCCACGCAAUGACUACAGCGACGAGGAGGUGCAGCACGCUUUGGAGGCAGCGAGCCUUCAAGGUUGGAACCUCCAUCGACACAUCAAUGCGGCCCGGGACAUCUCCCCGGGGGAGAAGCAGCUCAUCGGUGUGGCACGGGCAGUGCUGCGGAAGAGCCGAGUGGUGGCGCUGGAUGAGGUCACCAGCCGCGUGGACAAGGCCACUGAUCAGAAGGUGCAGACAGCCCUCAAGCGGCUUCCGGAGGGGACAACGCUACGCGGAGUGAUUGAAGGGACACCAGCACUGGUGAUUUCUGGACAUUCAUGGGUGGGUGGAAGGGGAGCAGGUAGAGAGAGAAUGGAGAGAACAGCUGGAAGAAAACAUGUUGAAAGUACUCUACUAUCUAACCUGGAACCUUCUUCGAGAUUGACAUUUUGUGGGUUGCGUAGGAGGCCUACCUCAUGACACGGGCACAGAAGGACACUUGUCCACCACAAAAACAUGUCGCCCUUGACGCUGAGGUUGUUGGUGGUUUCCCAUCGAUUGGCAACACUGCAGGACUAUGACCUGGUGGUGGUCCUGGGGGAUGGGGAGGUGAUCGAAUUUGGGAAGCCAGAUGAGCUGGAAGCUGAUCCCAAUUCCAAUUUCGCCAGCAUGCUUGCGGCCGAGCGGGGUGGAGAAGUCUUCUAAAACAGAUGUUGCUUACUCCUCCGGACGGUGCUUCUUCCGGCGCGUUGGGACGGUGGAGAUGGUGGAGGGUCGGCAUUGUCCCGCAAGUGCCUUUUGACAUCCGGUCCUUUCUUGUGGGUGCUGAGACUUCUUGGUUGAUUAGGAUAACUUGACUGACAUAGCCACAACAAGACCUUCCUCCUCAAAGGAUCUUUGCUGCUCUGUGGCUGAAGUCUAUGGCCGAACAUGCAAAACUGUUGUUCUUUGGCCAUGAUUGGAUUGAACCUGUUGCUCGCGUCAGGUACGUCAUCCCAUCUCAUCCCUUUGUGUCGAGUGAGCACAAGAAGCUGGAGUGACACUGUCCAUUGUGUUUCGCCCAAAAGAGGAGUUGCCGAAGCUGAUGCAGCUUCAGAAUGUCCAGCGAGCAGUGAAUCGAGUGACCAAUCGAAGGGCUGUAAUCCUUUAAUUAAGCUAGAAUCACUGGCCCUGCAGCAGAAAGUUUCUUCAAGAAUCA
Durusdinium trenchii is the source of this 4712-nucleotide messenger RNA. NCBI's taxonomy places the organism in Eukaryota, Dinophyceae, Suessiales, Symbiodiniaceae. The record is from the annotation of a GenBank genome assembly.